AGACAGGAAGAGUAGGAGGCUGGGUCUUGUUUGAGGUCGGUGGGAAAGACCCCAGCCUACUCUGGCCUGUCGCUCUGCCUGCACAUUCAAGAUCUGCUUCCCUGGACCCUUCUAGGAGCCGUUCACGUCCCCUAGGUCUUGCAGACAUUGCCAAGACCCCCCACCCACUUAUCACCCGACCCAGGCACCUCUGCCUUGGAGUCCCUUUAUCAACCACACACGCGCCACACACUUACCUGAGGCCAUGCUGCCUAAGUCAGGAGUGGCACCAGAAAGGCAGCCUACGAAAGUCUGCACAGCGAGGGAGCCGGGCUGAGGAGGGGAGAGGGCCCCCACCGGGGCGAAGUCGUGCCACUGGCCCCUGCACCCGCACUGAGAAGCGGGAAGGAAGGCAGGGUUUUCAAAAUGGCCAGCUGGCCGGGGGGCGGACUCCCGCCGACUUCAGCGGCCAGACUGACCUCAGGAGACCCCGGAGUCGCGACCCUAAGCCUGCACUCAAGAGGAAACAGGCCACGUGCUCCCCAGAAAACCGGACCCGGAAUUCGCCUAGGGUUCUUUCACCACUUUCUGAGAAUCAAUUAGGGAUCCGGCUCCCGUGGCCCGGCUACCGGGGAGUCACGCAACAGGUGCGACCCCGCCGAAACCUUCCGGGCUGCGCGCCAAUCUCGCCUACCCCAGGCCCCGCCAAAUCCGCGGCCACGCCCCGUUCGGCCACGCCUCUGGCCUCCUGGCCACGCCCCAACCAUUUUCCCUGUUCCCUUACGCCACGUGGGCAGCCUCCGGACCAGGGUUGGCCUUGGCUUGGCCCUUUGGUCAUGGGCGAUUUCUGUGCGUCAGUUUCCUCAUCAGUCAGAUGGGAUGAGGCAAUGGAAACACCUCAUCCAAAGGAGUUACUGAGGACUGAAGAAAAGGAAAAAUUUAAGAGCCAGAGGGAACGUCCCUUCUUGGAGGAGACAGCAGAAAUGGGGAGUGGCAUCAGUGCUGAGGACAAAGAACUUGCCAGGAGGUCCAAGGAGCUGGAGAAGAAGCUGCAGGAGGAUGCUGACAAGGAAGCCAAGACUGUCAAGCUGCUGUUGCUCGGUGCGGGCGAGUCAGGGAAGAGCACUAUCGUCAAACAGAUGAAGAUCAUUCACCAGGAUGGCUACUCACCCGAAGAGUGCCUAGAGUUCAAGUCUGUCAUCUAUGGGAACGUGUUGCAGUCCAUCCUGGCCAUCAUCAGAGCCAUGUCCACACUAGGCAUUGACUAUGCAGAGCCAAGCUGUGCGGAUGCCGGGAGACAGCUCAACAACCUGGCUGACUCCACCGAGGAGGGGACCAUGCCUCCUGAGUUGGUGGACGUCAUCAGAAAGUUGUGGAAGGACGGUGGAGUUCAAGCCUGCUUUGACAGAGCUGCAGAGUUCCAGCUCAAUGACUCGGCAUCUUACUAUCUGAAUCAGCUGGACCGGAUUACAGACCCUAACUACCUCCCUAGCGAGCAGGACGUACUUCGAUCCAGAGUCAAGACAACAGGCAUCAUCGAGACCAAGUUUUCUGUUAAAGAUUUGAAUUUCAGGAUGUUUGAUGUGGGAGGGCAGAGAUCAGAGAGGAAGAAAUGGAUCCACUGCUUCGAGGGAGUCACCUGCAUCAUUUUCUGUGCGGCCCUCAGUGCCUACGACAUGGUGCUGGUGGAGGAUGACGAAGUGAAUCGCAUGCACGAGUCUUUGCAUCUGUUCAACAGCAUCUGCAACCACAAGUUCUUUGCGGCUACAUCCAUCGUUCUCUUUCUCAACAAGAAGGACCUCUUUGAGGAAAAAAUUAAGAAAGUCCACCUCAGUAUCUGUUUUCCGGAGUAUGACGGAAACAACUCCUAUGAGGAUGCCGGGAAUUAUAUCAAGAGCCAGUUCCUUGACCUCAACAUGAGAAAAGAUGUCAAAGAAAUCUACAGUCACAUGACCUGUGCUACAGACACACAGAACGUCAAAUUCGUGUUCGAUGCAGUUACAGACAUUAUCAUCAAAGAAAACCUCAAGGACUGUGGGCUCUUUUAAUGCUCAGUUCCUCGAAUAUACAUUCUAUAAGCAAGCUUAGAAUCUGAGGCUUCAUGCAGAAAACUAGUCAGCAUGUACCAGAAUGUGUCAAAUAAGCCCAUCCUGUUGGUGAUAGAGAAGGCAUGCUCAGGACUGUUAGCAGUGUGGCCAGUUCACUGUAAAGAAGGCAUGGCCAGCGACCCUAACGCCCAGGUUCCAGUACUGGUUCUGCUUAGCACAAGAACAGAAAUGCUUCAUCUCUACGAUGCAAAGGUCCCAGUCUAUAUGAUGAAGGUAACUUCCCCGCCUACUUCACAGGGUCACUCUGAAGAGCACAGACCUAACUGAAGGGGAGGCCCAGGGUAGCUGGCUGCUGUGAUUGGCCACAGAAAGCAGCCAUGACAGCUGCCUUCCAUACUUGGUUAUUAGAAGAAACCAUCCCAAAGACUAACAGCAAGCCUUCCUUACGUUGAGCGAUAAAGUAUUAAAAAUUAAACCUGCCCCUGUGGUUUUACUGGUCCGAUGUAUGUGCCUCAGCUCAGAGACCCAGAUUACAGGAGAGAAGACGCGAGCCUGCUUAUUUCUAAGGAACUCACUCAAAAAAUGAUCAUCUUUAUUAAAAACAAUUUUCCCUCUCCC
This is a messenger RNA of Mus caroli (Ryukyu mouse), 2645 nucleotides long. RefSeq names its product G protein subunit alpha transducin 2 (gene Gnat2). Lineage: Eukaryota; Metazoa; Chordata; Mammalia; Rodentia; Muridae. The record is from RefSeq and is a predicted model, not a curated record. Gene Ontology annotation, cellular component: photoreceptor inner segment; cytoplasm; heterotrimeric G-protein complex. Gene Ontology annotation, biological process: adenylate cyclase-modulating G protein-coupled receptor signaling pathway; detection of chemical stimulus involved in sensory perception of bitter taste. Gene Ontology annotation, molecular function: GTPase activity; G-protein beta/gamma-subunit complex binding; GTP binding.